Haemonchus placei is the source of this 924-nucleotide messenger RNA. Lineage: Eukaryota; Metazoa; Nematoda; Chromadorea; Rhabditida; Trichostrongylidae. The record is from the annotation of a GenBank genome assembly.
UCCUCCUACAUUCCUUCGCGCGCGACCUCACGAUCCCUUAUUUCGGUACGCGACUUACCGCUCACUAUCAUCGCGGAAACUGACGACCUGUUGGUAAUAAAUAAGCCUCCGUCAUUGCCUGUGCAUGCAUGUGGUCAAUACGCUAUACAUACGGUCUUGGGACAAUUACGGUACAACCACGAUCGACAUGGACUUCGAGUUCUGCAUCGGUUGGACAGAACCACUUCUGGUGUGCUGAUGUUUGCAAAGAACUACGAAACUGACCUUGAAUUUAAAAAAACGUUGAAAAACGGAAACUGGUCAAAGGAGUACGUUUGCAUGGUCGAAGGCGAAUUCCCUGAUGAAGAGAUCGAAUGCAAUGAACCGAUUGAUGUCUUGGUCGUUACCAUGGGCAUCCAGUGUGUUCGGCAGGACGGGAAGACGGCCCACAGUCGAUUCAAGAAGAUAUGGUCUGACGGGAAACGAUCCGUGCUCUCUGUAAGCAUAACAACCGGUCGCACCCAUCAAAUCCGUGUACAUGCCCAAUAUUUGGGUUUUCCUAUUGUGGGUGACCAAAUCUACAACUCGACUGCGUGGGGUAUCACGAAAGGAAAGAAUGCCGAGUAUGGAAAGCCCUACGACCAGUUAUGUAAAGACAUACGUGCCGCCCACUGUUCUUCUAACUGGCAUGAAACUGUGGAUCCACAAUAUGAAGCAAAAAUGGAACGGAUGGCUAAUGAGGAGUUGGUUCCGGAACCUGCUGACCUUCAAAUUCAAGACCGGCCGACAUAUGAUCCGAUUUGCUUGAACUGUAACGUUAUAAAAAAGGAGGUACCAGCUGGACACUUUCAACUGUAUCUCCAUUGCCUUAAAUACUCGACAGAUAAGUGGAGUUACAGUACACCACUUCCAGAUUGGGCUAUCCAACCUCAGAUUGUAAAAUAG